UGAGUCGAAUUGCUAGUUAUUUAGGCAGUGCAAUAUUUUAUAGGGAUAAGAGCAAGGACGAAGUUCUGUAACAUGGAUAAGACCAAUGUCUGGAGUUCUGCAGUAUGGAUAAGUGCAAGGGCGAAGUAGCCUAACCGCUUACGAUAGCAGGGCAUCGGAGUUGCAGUAGCGAGCAUUUUGUAAUGGUCGUGCAAGAAGAGCAACCAGGUUAAAGCCAAGGUAAGAAUGGCAGUUCGUCUUUUAGACAUCGCCUUGUUUCCAAAGCUGUUGAGCGCACCACCGAAUAAAUGCGCCACAACGAAAAUAAGUUUAUGUCCAAACAAAAAUUUAAGUUGUCCAUGGAAAUCUUCGUACAUUUCUUCACAUCAUUUAAAGAAUUCAAAAUAUUUGAUUUGCCGCGCUGCUAAAGAUGUUAAAACACGAAACCCCACUUCAGAAAACAUAUCUUUCAGAGAGGCUGCUGUGGAGGGCAUUGUGGGUUUUAGCCAGGGGCGAGACGAAGAUGCCGAUUGCUUGGUAUGUCCCGGCUGCGGAGUUUUCAUGCAGGACGAGGAUCCUGAAGCUCCUGGUUUCUUUCUUCGUCCUAUCCAGAAAGAUGUCUUAGAAACCCCAAAAGCGGAAGAAGACGAUGGAGGAUUUUUCCAAGAGGAAUGGGAUAGUGAGGAUGAACACCUGGAUUCGGUCGAAGAAGAUUUUAAUGAAAUUGUGGAUGAAGAAGAUUUUAAUGAAAUUAUGGAUGAAGAGGAUUUAGAUGAAUACACCGACGUAGACGAAGAAGAAUGGAAGACGGAACUUAAAGGUAAAGGUUUUAGAGAAGAAACUCUAGAAGAAAAGGUUUUGUGGAAAGACAGAGAGAAGAUUCUAAAAGCCGAGGGGGAAGAUGAAGACGAUGAAGGCUUCGGAGAAGAAGACGACGAUGGUGAGAUCAUUGAUGAAGAAGACGAAGACGAGGAAGGGGAAAAUAUGGAGGAGUGGUCGGAUAUGACUACUUUGGUGGAUGAAGAAGAGGAAUGGAAAAGAAAACUCCAACUCGAUGCUUUUGCACCAGCUGGGCUAGGUUAUGGCAACAUCACAGAAGAAACUAUAAAAGAAAAGGUUUUAAAAAGUGAAAGGAAGAAGAAAGCUAAAGCUGAGCAGAAAAAACGUGAAGAAGAAGAAAUGGUAGUGGUCUGUGCACGGUGCCACUCUCUCAGAUAUUACGGCAAUGUGAAGGACCAGAAGGCUGAGAACUUGCUGCCUGAAUUUGACUUUGAAUCUGCUAUGGGCAGUCGACUGAUGAAACCUAGAGGCGUUGGGCGGACUGUUGUGGUCAUGGUUGUCGAUGCCGUGGAUUUUGACGGUUCAUUCCCUCGACGAGCUGCGAAGAUGUUAAAUGGUGCCUUGCAUAAGUCGAGAGGGCUUCGACUGGUUUUGGUGGCCACAAAGGCAGACUUGCUGCCCGGACAGGUUUCUCCUGCCCGAUUGCACAGGUGGGUUCGGCUCCGUGCCCGAGCAGCAGGGGCACCGAAGUUGAGUGGGGUUUUUCUGGUAAGCGCACAUAGGGAUUUGGGUCUGCGAAAUCUGAUUGCACAUAUUAAGGAAUCAGCUGGACCAAGAGGGAAUGUGUGGGUUAUUGGAGCUCAGAAUGCAGGGAAAUCCACUCUGAUAAAUUCUAUCGGGAAGAAGGAACGAGGCAAGGUCACCCAUCUGACAGAGGCGGCAGUUCCGGGCACUACAUUGGGGAUUAUAAGAAUUGGGGGCAUUUUGCCUGCCAAAGCGAAGCUCUAUGAUACUCCUGGACUGCUGCAUUCUUAUCAGAUGACAAUGCGUUUGAACAGAGAGGAGCAGAAAAUGAUAGAAAUUCGCAAGCAGUUGAAACCUAGGACUUACAGAGUGAAGGUGGGUCAAGCUGUACAUGUAGGAGGAUUGAUGAGACUUGAUGUAGACCAAGCUUCAGUUGAAACAAUCUAUAUAACCGUUUGGGCUUCGGUUCAUGUAUCCAUGCAUUUGGGUAAAGUGGAGACUGCAAAUGGGAUAAAAGAAAAACAGUUUGGAGUUAGAUUGCAGCCACCUAUUGGAGAAGAAAGAGUACGGGAACUUGGUGAAUGGAAGCCAAAUAAAGUAAAAGUGUCAGGAAAUACAUGGGAUGCGAAUUCUGUAGAUGUAGCUGUAGCCGGAGUUGGUUGGUUUUCUUUGGGCCUUAAAGGUGAUGCAAGUUUGAGUUUAUGGACAUAUGACGGAGUAGAUUUUACAGUGCGUGAACCAUUGGUCCUUGAUAAGGCACCCUCAUUGGAAAGGCCGGGAUUUUUACUCUCUAAGACAGUAACUAAGGCAAUUAGUGAGAAAUCUAAGGUAAAUUCAAAUGAUUCAAGUAAAAGGAAAAAAGCUAAAUCAAAUAAAGGUAAUACAGAUGAUUUAGCAAUAGAAUUGCUUGAAGAAGAAUUAGGUAAUGCUUAAAUCCUAGCAGUGUUGCCUAUUUCAAUCUAAUAAGAAGGGGUCAUAUGUAUUUUAGUUUUAGUUUUGGAAGGUAUAAAUUGGCAUAUUAUUGUAUCACAGACCCGUGUAAAAUUUCUUUUUAUGGAAGCCUACCAAAUUUACAUAGCCCUUCAUUUGUGGGAAUUAUGUUGCUAAGCUAUCCUUUGUCCAUCAGCGACUUCUAGAAGCUUAAACGAAUUUGUGUGAGGUGAAUAUGGAGCUUGUUUGAUCUACUGCACUACUGUCUAGAAUGCAUGUUAAACCGGUCAAAAUUUGUAUAGCUAAAACUAAAAUGUAUCAAAGUGGUUUUGGUCCGAUCAUGCUUUUCAAAAAGCCUUAAUCCAAAAUUGCGUGAUGUCAGUUUGUACUAUAAAGUUAGCUAUAGGACUUCAUCGAUUCAUAAAUCCACGUUGAUUGAGGAGGGGCGGUUAUAUGCACAAUGCACUGGUCUUGGCAAGAUGUGUGGACUGGAUAUAGCUACCUAAUAAUUAGACUGGUCAACCCAUUUCAAAUGUUGAAAUGAAGCAUCACUUGUCUACUCUGAAAGGAUUUUGUCGUUCAAGGUGGAUCCCAUAUUGACUUACAUACUGAAUUGACAAGAGGCGUUUGUAUACUUAUGUAUGAUACACUGGACUCGGUAAGAGUCGUGGACUUGAUGUAGACCUGUUUAUUGCAUGUUGCAAACGGUACUGCGUAAAGAUAUCCCAACUUUGAAAAAGAAAGAACAAUUAUUAAGUAUAGCAUUUGUUACAUUAAUGAAAUGAUCUAGCUAUUAUACAAGGGUUUGCUAGAUAAACACUACUUGGUUAUUGGUAGUUGUUUCCAAAAGAAAGUUAUCUACAUAACAAAAUAUGAGAGAAAAUCAAGUUUGCAAUAUAUGUAAGGCGGUUGUCAAAUGGUCUGCCUAUGAUUCUAUUGUAUAAGGAGUUGUUAUUGGAGCGGGUAGCAAAGAACCACAAUUUUUACCAAGCAAGAGCAUCUGGAGUUUCUAGAAUCAGAAAUUUAUGCGGACCAGGAUGGUCAGGGGACAGACUAAUCAAUUACUAGCUGCUUAAAGAAGCAGUAGAUUUCAAGUGAGCGCGUUGGUACCAAUUUUUAUAAAAUUUUCCAACAGUCUUAACUCAAGUCUCUUUGAAGUGUUGCUUUGUAUUUUGUUAUCCUUAAUAAUAAGGGCUAUAUCACAAUAAAUAGCAGACCAGUUCUUAUUUAUGA
Molecule: messenger RNA, 3666 nt
Organism: Cryptomeria japonica (Japanese cedar)
Lineage: Eukaryota; Viridiplantae; Streptophyta; Pinopsida; Cupressales; Cupressaceae
Product: GTP-binding protein BRASSINAZOLE INSENSITIVE PALE GREEN 2, chloroplastic
Exons: 4
Coding region: 226-2436 (736 amino acids)
Biological process (GO): brassinosteroid mediated signaling pathway; chloroplast rRNA processing
Cellular component (GO): mitochondrion; chloroplast stroma
Molecular function (GO): GTP binding
Source: RefSeq, a predicted model, not a curated record